Aspergillus pseudotamarii is the source of this 999-nucleotide messenger RNA. Its product is annotated as SANT/Myb-like DNA-binding domain-containing protein. The coding region runs from base 1 to 999 and encodes 332 amino acids. The transcript has 2 exons. The record is from RefSeq and is a predicted model, not a curated record. NCBI's taxonomy places the organism in Eukaryota, Fungi, Ascomycota, Eurotiomycetes, Eurotiales, Aspergillaceae.
AUGUCUGCGACGCUGGCGGAAUAUCGAGACUAUGCCAUUGAUUAUGCUCAACAUGCCAGCUGCAAGCCCGAGGAACAUACAAGUACGCUUGUUUACCACACGCAUCAGCCACAACUGCAACAUCCGAAGCCGCCAGAUACUCCUUUCCAGCAAGGAAGUUCGCGCAGCACGGCAUUUGAGCACCAUCAUGCAAACGCGACCGUUCUCCCAACCGCGAAUCCCCAUGGACUCCCCCAACAAGUCGUUCUCACACCGGCCCAGAUGCUUUCACGGCAGCUUCCGGUACAAUACACACCGACCAGCUUCGAUAUCCCGUCGAUGCAGCGGGGUAAAAAACGGCACCUUUCCGAAACUGAGGGAGAAGGCGAUGACGCAAAUCAUGGGCUCAGGCCACAGUUAUCCAUCCUCCCAUCAGAAUCGUCUGCUGAACCGACGCACCACUCACCCGAGAUGCUCUUCUCGGUUCAUGGGGACGCUGGGCAACAUCAUCAGAUGCAAGGCCACGACCUUGGACCGCAGGAUUCGGUGGCCCUCCCACAACAUCACCACCACCAUCGUCUCCCCCCACACGCGUCAUUACGCGACUCCCAGCGCCAUGGUAUGAAUAUGGAAUCUUCUCCAUUCCCCUCUGGCCCGCCAAGUGUGGUCGGUCAGCCUGGGAUGCCCGAACCAGCACCCAGGCCACGGGGACCCAAGCUCAAAUUUACGCCGGAAGAGGACGCUUUGCUGGUAGAACUGAAAGAGAACAAAAACUUAACAUGGAAACAAAUCGCCGAUUUCUUCCCGGGACGAACAAGUGGUACAUUGCAGGUCCGGUACUGCACCAAGUUGAAAGCUAAGGACGUGGCAUGGAGCGAUGAAAUGGUCCAACGGCUACAGCGUGCAGUCCAGGAGUAUGAGAACGACCGCUGGCGUAUCAUUGCGGGGAAAGUUGGCAAUGGUUUCACACCAGCAGCUUGUCGAGAGAGGGCUUCUCAGCUUGAAAACCCUCCAUCAUAG